AUGAACAUCGCCGUGCUGCUCUUCGGAAUAACUCUGUAUUUUUCUUCAGUUUGUGGACAAGUGACAAGCCGAGGUUUUUGUCCCAAAAUUCCCACUGUGCGUCCAUUUAAUGUGGGACUUUAUCUAGGCAUUUGGUACGAGUUCGAGCGGUUCCCAUUGGCGGCCCAAGCCGGGGUCACGUGUUCACAAGCAAGUUACACCCGAAACGAUGACGGGUCAAUCCGGGUUGUCAACACAGGAGUUCAAGAAAGUACUGGUGAGCCUGUUCGUGUAGAAGGUACCGCUAGAGCUGUGAAUCCACGAGACCCAGCGAGACUUUCCGUCACAUUUUCUCCUUUCCAGCCUGUUGACCCUAAUGGAAAUUACUGGGUUGUUAAAACAGAUUAUAACAACUUCGCCAUUGUUUACUCCUGCAGACAGGAAGGACGGAGUAAAUCAGAAAAUGCCUACAUCCUACUACGAGAGCCGAGAAAUCCCAAUGUUAGAGCGUUGAGGUCAAUCUACAAUUUUCUCAGACGUUAUCGAAUAAACCCGAGGAACUUCAUCCGAACAGAUUUCCGACAGUGUCUGCAACCCUAUCCUUAUAUGCACUAAUGCGACAAAGAAUUACCGUCACGCUAAGCAGCAACUUUUUGCGGUUGCUCAUUUCUUUUAAAAAACAAUAUUCAUAAAUUUUUUGGCUGAAAUUUGCUUGAUUUUUUUUUUUUAAAAAAGGAAGGGAAAAUCUCCAAAAAAUUAAUUCAUUUCUUGAUGUACUGCAUUAUUGCAGUGUGAACGAUAUUACAGAAAUUGCAAAGGCGAAAAUUUAACUGCCAAAUUUGAGCAAUCAAAUCUUAAAAAAAACAAAACAAAACGCAUAUAUCUCUUAGAAUGGCCAGUGUAACGAUGUAUAUCUCUUUUAUGUUGCAUGUAUUCAUUGUAUUAAAAUUGCUUUAUUUAACAUGU
Saccostrea echinata is the source of this 945-nucleotide messenger RNA. RefSeq names its product apolipoprotein D-like. The coding region runs from base 1 to 594 and encodes 197 amino acids. Gene Ontology annotation, molecular function: pigment binding. The record is from RefSeq and is a predicted model, not a curated record. Lineage: Eukaryota; Metazoa; Mollusca; Bivalvia; Ostreida; Ostreidae. The transcript has 5 exons.